AUGUGGCCAUUCUUCCGCUCAGCUAGCAAAGCCAAAGAGGAGCCUCCACGCGCUCUCCCAGCAUCAUGGUAUCGGUCCGAGGCCAUGUAUCAGCUGGAAAGACGAGCAAUUUUUUCAAAGCGCUGGUUGCUUCUUACUCACUCGAGUCGGUUCGCAAAACCAGGAUAUUACCUUGAAUUCACCGUGGCGAACUUUUCAUUUUUCCUCAUCCAAGAUCGAGACAGCAACAUCAACGGAUUCCACAAUAUUUGCCGCCAUCGUGCAUUCCCAGUUAUCCGAUCUCGCUCCGGCACCGCACCCAUCCUCAGCUGCAAAUACCACGGAUGGUCCUACGGACUGAAGGGGAAUUUGUCAAAGGCGCCCCGAUUCGAAACGGUGCCCGAUUUUGAUAAGAGCAAACAAUCUCUCCUCCCAAUUCACGUCCAUAUUGACAAAGCCGGCUUUGUGUGGGUGAAUCUACAAGCCGGUGAAACAGACGUGAAAUGGGAAGAGGAAUACGAUAAUGUGGAUGAGACACCCCGAAUGCAGGAUUUCGAUUUCGCCGGCGAGUUCAAGUUCGACCAUUAUUGGGAAAUGGAACUCGACGCCAAUUGGAAAGGCGUGAUAGAGAACUACAAUGAGUGCUAUCAUUGCGCAACCUCUCACCCGCUAAUUAAUGGGGUUUCGGACCUCCCGAGAUACCGGGUUGAGCCCAAAGCACAAUAUAUGGAGCACCAUAUCUUCAAUAAAGAGGCUGCUGAUACCCAAUUUCGUCGUGCUAUUACCUACUUCUAUCCGACUACCUCGGUCACGGUUACUGACAAAUUCUUCUACAUCCAACGGAUGAUACCUGUAUCCGCGACAUCGAGCAAGAUCGAGAACGAGGUCUACCGUCAUCGAGAUGCCACCGACGAGGAAUUCGAGAAUAUCAACGCCUUCUAUCGGCAGGUCUUAGAUGAAGAUAAGGAGCUGUGCGUGGGAACUCAAGAAAAUCUCAGUGCUGGGGUAUUCACCAAUGGUGAACUGCAUCCCACCAAAGAGAAGGGACCCAUACACUUCCAGAAGAAUGUUAGGCAGAUGGUCAUGGAUCACCGGAAACAGGAAGAAAAGCAAGCUGGGCUGGAGAUAUGGCCUGCGACUCCCCAGGCAGACCCUUCAAGUAGCCUGGAAGAAGAGGAGAGCUUCUGUUCAAAGCUAGACGCAGCCAGUUGUAUGUCAAAGCCUGAAUUAGCUUGGUGA
Molecule: messenger RNA, 1218 nt
Organism: Penicillium salamii
Lineage: Eukaryota; Fungi; Ascomycota; Eurotiomycetes; Eurotiales; Aspergillaceae
Source: the annotation of a GenBank genome assembly